UUGAAUGAAAAUUGAAUUGAACAGAAAUUAACUAAAUUGAUUCCGACUGAAGACGCAUAACUCGUAUUCAUUCAGUCAUGGUCUUUUACCCGCUUAAUUCUUAUUCAGGGUCCCAAAUGGGAUGAAGAAAUAAUGCCAGCAUGCGUAAGGCUUUCAAAUUCCCUGGAAAUGCUAACACACAGAGACGACUAUAUCCACAAUAUUGUAAUUUAUUGAGCAAGUGAAUGAGAGCAAGAGUCUGAGGUCCUGAAGCCCAUGCAAAUCAAAAUGAAUAUAUUUUGGUUAAUGAGGUGAGACUUUAAAAAAAAGAAUAUCAAACAAAAUCAGAAAACCUUGUCACAGACUCACAGGACACAUUUUACAUGGAACACAUGUAAAUACUUGAAACAUUGCAUUUUUCCUACCACACAUUUACUUAUAAGAAAGAAAUAAACUAUAUUAAAUAGAGACAUACACAUCUGCUUCAGAAAAUAUUAAACAAAAGUCAAUGUUAUGACUGUGACUACUUAUUUCAGACCUAUGGGGGUUUUGCCAAAAAGUUGUACAGCAUUGGCUAAUGGUCUAAUAUGUCUGUGCACACUGUAGCACUCAUUCACCAUUAUACUCAUAUAAAAUAUAUACAAGAAUCCAUAAAUUAUAUUAUUUUCUUAUAGCCUAUGUCUGAAAAUUACAUUAUUGCUCAAUCUUUGCUCACUAAAUAUGUGGUAAAAACCAUUCAUAUCACAAGAGAAAGUGACACAAAUCACUAAUAUAUGAGAAAUCAGAAUUGAAGUCCUUAUUAAUGAUGUUCCGUCACUUUAUAGGAACUGCCCCUCGGACAUUGAGAGCUAUUGCUUUGGUGGUUUUGUAUGUGUUAUUUAACGUUUAUACAUUAUGCCUUAUAUUGCACAAUUUUUCAAAAACCUGGUAUGGCCUUUUGAGGUCAGCUGUGGCUCUAGAUACUGAAUUAUUCUACUUUUGAACUCAUCAUGUGCCUCUUGCUGACUUGAAAUAAUACUUCCAAUAAUACUACUUUAUUUUGAAUACUUCAAAAUAACAGAUGCUAUUGUUGCCAGAUCAGAAUCAGAAUCAGAAUCAGAAACGGGUUUAUUGCCAGGAAUGUUUACACAAACGAGGAAUUUUUUUUGGCGGAAGGUGCAACAUUUAGACAUGACAAACAAAAAUCAACACGAGUCCUGGGGGUGACAGAGUCAGUCAGUGGGGGAUCCGGGCUCCAUUGAUGAGCCCGACUGCCGUCGGGAAAAAGCUUUUGGUGUGGCGGGACGUCUUUGUCCUGAUGGACCGCUGCCUCCUUCCAGAGGGGAGGGACUCGAACAGGGAGUGACCAGGAUGGGAGGGGUCAGCGACAAUCUUGCUGGCCCGCUUCAGUGACCUGGAGGUGAACAGGACCUGGAGGGAAGGCAGAUUGCAGCCAAUAACCCUCUCGGCCGAGCGGAUGAUGCUCUGCAGCCUGCACUUGUCUUUGGCCGUGGCUGCAGGGUGCCAGACGGUGAUGGAGGAGCCACCAUGGAGGUUUCAGAGGAAGAAGGCAAGUUGAGCGACUUUAUGCAAGUGCAGUAUUAGCCGCGGAGAAGAAGAAGAUGAAGAAGAAGAAGAAGAAGAAGAAGAAGAAGAAGAAGAAGCGGACGUGACGUCAGAGUUCUGCCUCUAAAACCAAACAGAGUGCUGUUUCAUGACUUCUGAAAGCUGCAGGUGGAAAUGGUGGAUAAACUCUGUUUGCCUGCCCUUACGUAACGACAUGUGGAAAGCAGAGCGACUUCCGCCCGUCUAGUGUUUCCCCGAAAGACGCUCAGAUUCAAAGAAAGAUCCCCGAGUCGAGAAGAGGAGAGCAAAGGGAGCAUGUCCAAGCGGAGAGGCUGUGCAGAGACAGAGGCCCGUACAAAGAAGCUGAAGCGAGUACCGCAGGCGAAGAGCGGCGGAGCGAAGAAUAAAGAUGCAGGUGAUGUCAUCACAGAGGAAGAGGAGGAGCUCAAAAGGAAGGUCAAACCCAAACCACGUGGCUCCACAAAACGAGCGUUGGGGACCACCUCCUCCACCACAUCUGCAACUGUCAAAACCAGUAAAUACUUCCAGUCGCCAGUGAAGGAGGAGGAGUCUGACAGUGAAGAUGACUUUGACAUGGUGACCUCAGCACCACCUGCGGUUACAGUGAGCACCACGAAAACCAAGAAAGAAGAAGAAGAAGAAGAAGAAGACGACGAUGAAGAAGUAGAAGAAGAUGAGGAGGAUGAGGACAGCGAGGAAGAUGAAGUUGAUUGGGAGGAAGUGGAAGAGCUUUCUGGGCCGCUGGGUCCACUUGGACCACAAGAACCUGUCCUGCCCUCCCAGCCGGUUGAGAUAGAGAUCGAGACUCCAGAAGUCAGGAAAAAGCAGAAGAGAAAGGCAGAGCUGGAGACUUACAUGAGGCGGAUGGUGAACCGAUACAAGAAGGACGUGCUGAUAGACACACACAAGGUCCACCUGCUGUGCCUGAUAGCCAGUGGAAUGUUCCGCGGCCGUCUGUGCACUGAACCGGACUUGCUGGCCAUUACUCUGUCGCUGCUGCCCGCCCACUUCAGUAUGGUCGCCAAGGAGCGCAUCGACCACAACUACCUCUCCGGACUGCUCAAAUGGUUCAGUUCAAUAUUCACCCUCAACCCCUGUCUUCCCUGUGAGGAACGUCAGAACCCCCGCGCUCUGCUGGAGAGGCGGUUGGCCAGCCUGUCUGCCAGAAACCACCAGGAGAUGACUCAUCUGUUUCUGUUGGUCCUGAGGUCUCUGCAGUUUUUCUGCCGAUUGGUUAUUUCUUUGCAGCCGAUUCCUCUCAAACCCCCUUCAGCCAAGGGCCAUGGGGCUAGAACAUCUACAGGUACCCCAAGAAAGAGCAACACAAGCCAGCAACCCUCCAAGACCGUCUGUCCUGAGCAGAAGAUCUCUCCUGGCACCAAGAGACCAGCUGGAGGGGGGGAGAUCACGGGAAGCCGAGGGGGAAAGAAAGCAAAGACAAAAGAAAUAAAGGAAGAGUGUGACAAGGUAAAGAAGAAGCCUAAAACAUCGGGAGGGCAGAGACCAAAGAACUCCAAACGUCGCAGCAUCGCCUCUAAAGUAAGCUACAAGGAAGAAAGUGAGAGCGGAGGGGAAAGGGAGGAGGAGGGAGAGGGGCUUAGCGAAGAGGAGGAAUUCCAGGCGACCAGUGAGGAUUCAGAAGGAGGAGCUAAAUCCACAAAGUGGAAGAAGGGAAGAGGAAAGAGCAAACCCAACGUAACAAACACUGCUGCUUCGAAGGAGAGGAGGAGUGACGGAGGGAACAAACAGUUCAAAGACGAGGAGGGCAAAGAGUGGGAGGAAGAGGAGGAUGAGAAAGAAGAAGGAACCAUGCACAACCAAACUAAUCGAAGGAGUGUGAGAAAGAAUAAGGGGCCUGGCGCGGACGAGUGGUUGGAGGUGUUUCUGGUGAAAACGUCAUCCUGGCUCUGUGUAGACGUGGAGCGUGGUGUCGGGAUGCCUCACCUCUGCUCCCAGAAUGCAACAGCGCCGAUUACGUACGUUGUGUCGGUGGACGGAAACGGUUUUCUGAAGGACUUGGGAAGGAAGUACGACCCCACCUGGUUGACAUUUUCCAGGAAGAGGCGGGUGGAUGAAGAGUGGUGGGAAGAGACGCUUGGGUCCUUCCUCGGAUUCGAGGACGAGAGGGACAAAAAGGAGGAGAAGGAGCUUCAGAACAAACUGCUGAACAAGCCCCUGCCCAUCUCAAUAACGGAGUAUAAGAACCACCCGCUGUAUGCCUUAAAGAGACACUUGCUGAAAUAUGAAGCCGUCUACCCAUCAACAGCCACUGUUAUGGGAUACUGCCGGGGAGAGCCGGUGUACUCGAGGGAUUGUGUGCAUACGAUCCACUCCAAAGACACUUGGUUGAAAGAGGCACGGACGGUCCUACUAGGAGAGGAACCAUUUAAGAUGGUGAGGGGCUUCUCGAAUCAUUCCCGCAAAGCCAGGAUGGCGUCUGAGCGGAAGGAUGAGAACGACCUGGCUCUGUUUGGAGAAUGGCAGACUGAAGAGUACCAGCCGCCGAUAGCUGUGGAUGGGAAGGUUCCACGUAACGACUAUGGCAACGUCUACCUGUUUAAGCCCUGUAUGUUACCGGUGGGCUGUAUUCACCUCAUGCUGCCCAACCUGCACCGCGUGGCCAAGAAGCUGAACAUGGACGCCGCCCCUGCAGUCCUGGGCUUCGACUUCCAUGCAGGAUACUCGCAUGCUGUGACUGAUGGUUACAUUGUGUGUGAGGAGCAUGAGGAGAUUCUCAGAGCGGCCUGGUUGGAAGACCAAGAGAUUCACAAACAGAAGGAGAAAGAGAAAAAAGAAAAGAGGGUGAUAUCCAACUGGACUCUGCUGGUGAAGGGGCUCCUGAUCAGAGAAAGACUGAAACAGCGCUACGGAAAGAAGAACCACGGACUCGGGAGCCUCGGAGAGACUGGUGGGCUUUCGUCAGAUGAGGAAGAGGUUGAGGCUGGAAGCCCUUCAGCCAAGACGGCAUCAGAGACUCUGGCCAUGUCCUGGCCCCAGAACAGGCAAGCAGAGGAGGAGGGAGGGAGCAUCAGUGGACUGAAGAGGAAGACCACGACAAAACGAGAAAAGAGAGGACAAGAGAAGCACUUGUUCCCCUUUGAGAAAGCGUGAUUUCAGGGAGCCAAAAACACACCUUGGUUUAGUUCAAUCAAAGCUAAUUACUUGGUCUGACUGCUGCUCCUGGUAUUUACUUUGGAAGACGGUCACAUUCCUUGCAAGCAGUGUGCCUAAGCUGGAACAUAUUUUUAAAUCGAUUUUUACAUGGUUAUUUAUCCUUGGAACCUUUGGCUGUAACAUUAUCAGAAGAGGAAAGAGGACGAAGGAGUAGUGAACUGAUCUGCAGAUUAAUCGGUUUCUUCCAGUUGUCAUAAUAUAGCAUUAAACCUGCUCUUUCCCCAUCAUCACUGUGCAUACUCUCAUUAGCUCAUGUACUCUGUUGUUAGUCUUUUAUAUGAGCUCUUAUUAGAAAUGCAGCACAUGCCAGAAAAAAAAAUAAACAUAGAACGUGACAUGAAAUCUGGCCAGUUUUCACGUAUGCUCUUGGGAAGAAGAGUGUUAUCAGGUUCCAAGGAGAGAACAAACUCAACAUGAAUGUGAGAACGGGUGCCGUCACAAUUUCAGAUGCCUGUUUGACAUAGGAUAAAGGUGCACUGUGCUUGAGUCGGCUGAGAUACAUUCGGCCCUCUUGCAAGUAUUCAGUGCUCAAAAACUGCAGCACUACUGGUGGUGGUGCUGGUUUGAGCCCGGUGGACAUAGUUUCCCUUUCAGUUCAGCACCAGAAAAUGGCAUAUACAGCUCAUGCCGAUUUGAUAAGUGGCAAGUAAACACCAACAACCCAGUAUGCCAACAACAAUACAAACAAUACAGGUGAAUACACCCUGGGAAAUAAAGUUAUUUUCCAUACCUUGUGGCGCAUCCACUGCCCGCUUUCCCCUAUGACAAACAACUGGACCACAGCCAUUCUUACUGACUUGACUGUACUCUAUGUAGCUUGUCUCAAUGAAAACAGAAACUUGUACUGUUAGUGUCGUUCCAGUGGAAAAAGUGUUUUCAGGAACCAGCCCAAAACCGCUCGGCUACUGUGCACUUUUGAGUUGAUGGAGCUAUGUUGGGGUUGUUGGAUCCACGUAUUUAACAGAUAGACAGAAGCACAUGUGGACCAUGUAACCUGUCGCUUGAGGUUAAAGCAUGAACAUUGCAUUUAAGAAGUUGGUAAAUGAUUUCUCAGCUCACUCACUGCCUGUCUCGACUUCUCACAAAUCCUGUACUUCCUUCCUGUCUCUCUUUCCCCGUUAGUCUGCUACAUCCCUAUAGGUUCACGGGUUCCUGCUGUAUUCUGAAUCAGCCCUCACAUUCAGCCUCUCACUCAUCGCUUAUGUCAUGUUUCACACCUCGCGUCUCUACCUGUUUUUGUACACAGCAGGUGAUUGCUGUAUUUAAAAUGGUAAACUGUUUUUGUAUAAAAAUAUUUUUUCUAAGAUAUAAUACCAGUUAAAAGCAAAAAACAAAACAAAAUUAAAAAUAUCGUGUUGACUGUU
Messenger RNA from Pseudoliparis swirei, 6083 nucleotides. It is a transcript of the gene xpc, whose product is annotated as xeroderma pigmentosum, complementation group C. NCBI's taxonomy places the organism in Eukaryota, Metazoa, Chordata, Actinopteri, Perciformes, Liparidae. The coding region runs from base 1840 to 4656 and encodes 938 amino acids. The record is from RefSeq and is a predicted model, not a curated record. The transcript is spliced from 15 exons. Gene Ontology annotation, cellular component: nucleus; XPC complex; nucleotide-excision repair factor 2 complex. Gene Ontology annotation, biological process: nucleotide-excision repair; mismatch repair. Gene Ontology annotation, molecular function: damaged DNA binding; single-stranded DNA binding.